Messenger RNA from Chinchilla lanigera (long-tailed chinchilla), 585 nucleotides. RefSeq names its product small nuclear ribonucleoprotein F-like. Gene Ontology annotation, biological process: mRNA splicing, via spliceosome. NCBI's taxonomy places the organism in Eukaryota, Metazoa, Chordata, Mammalia, Rodentia, Chinchillidae. The record is from RefSeq and is a predicted model, not a curated record. Gene Ontology annotation, molecular function: RNA binding. Gene Ontology annotation, cellular component: U1 snRNP; catalytic step 2 spliceosome.
CUUGAGGGGAUCCUCCUACCUCAGCCUCCUGAGUGCUGGGAUUACAGAUGUGAGCUACCACAUCCACCCAUUACAGCACUUUUAGACAUUUUCAUAAUAAAGUUCUGAGGGAAAUGAAAAACAAUCUUCUACAUUAAAAAGAAACAGUUUCUAAAAAAAAAAAGAAAGAAAGAAGCAGUUUCUGAGACAUAAAGAACAGGUGGCAGCUGGCUUGAUGGUGAAUGGCCUGCAGCAUUCACCUAUAAUGGCAAUGUGUUUACCCCUCAAUCCCAAACCUUUCCUCGGCAGAUUAAUAGGAGAUCCAGUGAUGGCUUCAGCGACUGAAGUGGGGAAUGGAGUACAAGGCCACCUGUUCUCUCUAGACGGCUACACGGACAUUCAGCUUGCAAUUACAGUAGAAUACAGAGACGGGGCAUUGUCUGGACAUCUGGGCGGUUUAAUAAGGUGAAAUAAUGUCCUUUAUAUCAGAGGUCUUAAAGAAGAAGAAGAGGAUGGCAAAAUAAAAGAAUAGCAUCUUUUGUGUUCAUGUAUAUAUGUAUAUUUCUAGACAAUAAAGAUGUGUUGUUUUUCAACUGAAAAAAAAAA